Messenger RNA from Linum trigynum, 639 nucleotides. Lineage: Eukaryota; Viridiplantae; Streptophyta; Magnoliopsida; Malpighiales; Linaceae. The record is from the annotation of a GenBank genome assembly.
AUGUCUGAAGCCGUACACCUCUCUCGAGCUCCCCCUAUCGGAGCUUUACCCUCUUCCAGAAGAAAAUCCACUUCGAUUGCUUCUUCCCCAUCAUCAUUCCCUUCUCUAGCUCGUCGGAAUCGCUCCUUGACGAGCUUUGGAGGAGUUCUUUCCUUGUCCCGAAAAUGCCGCGGUUCUAAUCAUUCUCCGGCGGGGUCGCAAUUGUCCGGUGGGAAAGUCGGGGUUUUUAAUGUCUGGAAUGGAGAAGCGUCCGUACAGGAGCUGGACGACGCGCCUGUAUCAAUUGAGCUGGAGCCCAUUUGCAGCGAGACCCAAUUUGACCGGCUUAUAGCUGACGCCCAACAACUAGACGAAGGGGUUAUUGUUGUUUGGACGGCCAAAUGGUGCAGGAAAUGUAUAUACUUGGAACCAAAAUUGAAAAGACUAGCAGCCGAAUAUCAUCCAAGAUUGAGAUUCUACCGUGUUGAUGUCAACAAUGUUCCUCACAGUCUUGUAGCUCGAGCAGGAGUCACUAAAAUGCCAACAAUACAGAUGUGGAAAGAUGGGAAGAAGCAGGGUGAAGUGAUUGGCGGACACAAGGCUCAUUUGGUGGUCAAUGAAAUUCGAGACAUGAUUGAAAAUAACGAUGCUGACAUCUGA